Gigantopelta aegis is the source of this 2257-nucleotide messenger RNA. RefSeq names its product transmembrane protein 117-like. The transcript is spliced from 6 exons. The record is from RefSeq and is a predicted model, not a curated record. Bases 145 to 2091 code for a protein of 648 amino acids. NCBI's taxonomy places the organism in Eukaryota, Metazoa, Mollusca, Gastropoda, Neomphalida, Peltospiridae. Gene Ontology annotation, biological process: intrinsic apoptotic signaling pathway in response to endoplasmic reticulum stress.
AGCCGUGACAUGGUAAAUCCUAUUUUGUAAUCACUGUCGGUAGGUAGGCGUUGGCCUGCUUUAUGUUCUACCAAAUAACUUUACAGAUUGAUGGCUAAUUUACCGUCUUGUAGCUGACGGAAUCUCCGCAACACUCGUAACAAGAUGAGCGACCAGAAGGCGAAAGAAAAGCCGGACGAUACGGAAGACGGUGACCUGUCAGCGAGCGAUCUCAAGGGCGACAGACCGACGACGUCACACCCUGGCAGUGAUUGUGAGAUUGAACAUGACUCUGUGACAGAAAACAAAAGAUCCAAACCAAACCCUACCACUAAAGAGGAUCUGCACAAGUCAUCAGAUAUGACAACAGCACCUGAAGAUGAAAUCCAGCAAGUUGACAAAAAUAGAUCAAAUGAACACGAAGCAUGGGGACUUGUUGCUCCAAAAGCAGAGUUUGAAGACAUUGACUUAGAUUCCAAUGAGAAUACCAGAAAAUCUAACGUAACCCCUCUGGAUUCUGAAGGACUUGACAGUGUUGAUGGAGGCUUUGACGAUAAUGACUCACCACACAUUGAAAAACUAACUAUUGCAAACAAAGAUGAAACUGAUGCUGCAAGUGUUUUUUCUUUGUUUAUGGAGAAAGAUUUUCGUUAUUACUUUCAGCACCCCUAUUUUCGAUUAGUUUUGGCUUACUUAGUGACUUUUUGUAACUUUCUUAUUUAUGCCGAAGAUCCGGUUGCACAUAGCAUUAAAGAGAGCACAAUUCCCGUAAUCGGGAAUGAUUUUGCCUUUGUCUAUACACAUUAUCCACCAAAUGCAUGGAGCUUGCUCAAAGUGAUUUUCUGGCUCACGGGGAUUCUCUCUGGAAUGAUUAUUGGCAAAAUGAUUGUCCACACACUUCUAUUUAACAAACUGUUGCGUCUAAAAAUGUUUCAUGACGACCAGGGUUCUUGGCUGGUCAUGUUCCUCUGUGUCGUCCUCACUGUGUUUGUCAUGUCACACCUCUACAACGCCUUCCUGCUCAUCGGUGGGGAGUACAUGGAGCAGUUCAAGGUCACAGCUCUGAUGGGUAUCUCCAACUCGUGGUUCAUGAAAGCCGCUGCCUGCGGGACCUGGUGUGGCGAUUUCUUCACAGCAUGGAUGGUAACAGACAUGAUGCUCCAAGAGAAACUCUACCCAGGUUGGGCUGUGCGUGUGAGACAAUGGUGGAAUCGCAGAUACCACCGGAUCAUUUUGUUCUGGGUCGUCACCCUGGUUACGUCCUUUGUUGUCAUCUUCACCAUAUCAACGGAUUACAUCAGCUGGGAUAAGCUGAACCAUGACUUUCUUCCAACCAAUGAGUUGUCUCGAUCCUUCCUCGCUUCUUUUAUACUGGUGUUUGACAUCAUGAUAGUAAUGCAGGAUUGGGACUUCCCUCAUUUCAUAAGUGCCAUUGACAUCAAACUGCCAGGUUUGAACACCGCUCGCAUAGAGUUUGACAUACCAAAAUGUCUGAAACGAGAGGUGUGGCACUUCCACAUCACAGGCAAAUGGUUCAAUUACGGGAUUUUAUUUUUUGUUAUUCUCCUCGAUAUGAACAUGUGGAAGAACCAGAUAUUCUACACUCCAGUUGAAUAUGGUCAGUACACGGACACCGACAGCCGGAUUCACACAGUGCUUGACCAGUACAGUCUGGACACGUACAACUCAUCACUGCUGGCCUACGACUUCCGAAACAGCACCAUCAACCCAGCCACCAACAAGACCUUCAUCGCUGGGGACACCGUCAUGAACAGUCGCUUCUACAACUACUCUCUUACUCUGAAGGGAAUGGCCUUCAUUCCCAAUAUUGGAGUUUUCCUGCUCUUUGGAAUUCUCAUCUGGAUGUAUGGCCGAUUCAAACCGACGAAGGACGAUCCCUAUGCAGGCCGGCUGAAGAAACGCCGGAAGGGUUGGAGACGGUUUAGCGACCGGUUCAGGUGGAAGAACCUACGUAACCGAUUCAGAACAGCCCAGCCGAUACUGACCUAUUUUAAGAGAGGCGUAAAUAGACCUGUGAACGACGAUGGUGGCGUUAAGCGGGAUAACGAUGUUGAAAAUCAGCAGCCUAUAAAUAGCGUAAAUGUAGAGUAGAUGUGCCUGUCCUGGACGGAGGAGCUCCAACACCUGUGCCCAUUACAGGCAUGCACUACAACAGCUUGCUCUGAAUGUGCAUGUUAAAACCUAUGACCUGACCUGGCCUGACCUGACCUGACCUGUCAGUAGAUGUACCUGUCUUGGACAGAGGAGCCAGCAUGGG